CAAUGGCGGCCGCCACAGAUGUCCACGUAAGAGUAUGUGAGCAAGAAAUAAUCAAAUAUGAUUUGGAAAUUAAAGCUCUUAUUCAGGAUGUUGCUCAGUGCAGUGGACCGCAGAGUACUCUAACCGAGCUCAACUACAAAGUGAAGGAAAAAUUCAGCCAUCUCCGCCAGAGGAUACAGGAUCUGGAGCAAAUGGGUAAAGAACAAGACAAAGAUUCAGACAAGCAGUCCAUGCUGAAACAAGUUGAAGGCCAUCGCAAGCAGAUGUUAAGUAACCAGACAGCAUGGAGAAAGGCUAACCUGAACUGCAAGAUGUCAAUUGACAGUUUGGAGAAAGAGGAGCUGCUUCAUGGCGGAGACUCGUCACUGAGACAGAGGAAAAUGACCAAAGAGAGUUUGGCCCAGACGUCCAGUGACAUCACCGAGAGCCUGAUGAGCAUCAGCCGCAUGAUGGCCCAGCAGGUGACGCAGAGCGAGGAGACCAUCACAACGCUGGCCACCUCGUCCAGAACGGUCCAGGAGACCAACGAGGAGUUCAAAGCCAUGACCGGGACCAUUCAGCUGGGCCGCAAGCUCAUCACCAAGUACAACCGGCGCGAGCUCACCGACAAGCUGCUCAUCUUCCUGGCGCUCGCUCUCUUCCUGGCCACCGUCCUCUACAUCCUCAAGAAAAGACUCUUCCCUUUCCUGUGAGCAGGGUGCCUUUCCAAGAGACACUACACACACACACACACACACACACACACACACAGACACAGACACACACACAAACACACACACACACAAACACACACACACACAGACACACAGACACACAGACACACACACACACAGACACACACACACACACACACACACACACACACACACACACACACACACACACACACACACACACACACACACACACACACACACACACACAGACACACACACACAAAACAAAAACAAAAAAACAUUCUACUCUAACUGAACUUUAAUCUGACUGCUUCCUAAACUGCAAUCGCGUGGACGCAUCGUGGAGGAAAAUGACAACUGCACUUUACCACUUGGCGCCUCUCUCUCUCACUCUCUCCACGGUUUCCCUCUUUGGCGAGGAUGGAAGGGAGAUAUUUCAGUGACUGUGAUGCAUAUUUCAGUGACCCGCUAACUACAACAACCCCUGCAGAAUCCAUCAAGAACUGACCUCACGUAACUCUGAAUUUCCUCCUCCGGCACAUUAUGGGAUGGUCUUAUCUGUCGAUUAAGUAGAUAAUUAUACACCAGUAAUGUUUACUUUUUGCUCUCGCUUCAACAGGUUUCUUUCACAUGUCAACAUCUUAUACAUUUAAACAAUUAGUUAUCCUUAUCCUAACAAAUCACUGUAAAUGUUGAAUAACACAGAAGGCAGCAAGAUUGAUUUACAACAUAUGGUUUGCUUGUACUGUCUUGUCCUUCAGAGUAGUAACACCAUAUUGUGUUGUAAAUUCGGUUUUGUCUGUGCUUAAAUGUACUGUAGUUGGGACUACACAAAAACAACUGAAGAUACAACUAAGAUUUUCUUUUGUCAUGUAUAUGUGUAAUUAUUGAGCUAGCAUAAAUUAUGUUGGAUGUCAGUGUGGUAUAUUCAUUGUUUGGUCCCCCCCCCCCAUUUAGUCCAUAGAUGGAUCUCAGGCAUGAUAAUUGUAUUGUGUGGUAAAUUGUACACACACCCAUGGCAUUACAGUCCAGAUCAGGGUCAGGCCAGACCAGGGCCAGGGCUGUUUCCAUUGACCGGUCUCGUCGGCCCGUGCUCUCACCUGGUCUUGGCACAGCUGUGCACUCCUGGAGUCAUUUAAAAGGAGAGCUGGAGUUGAACUCAAGAGACCAUGAUGGCAUUGGCAACAGAUAGUCAUGCUGGACUCUUGCCUGGACUUGGCAGAAUGAGAUGGUAAAGAGUAAAAAAAAUCUUUGUGACUUGAAAUUAAUGGAUUCUUGUAGACCAAAUAAACACCCCAUCCAGUGUC
Sardina pilchardus (European sardine) is the source of this 1984-nucleotide messenger RNA. RefSeq names its product BCL2 interacting protein 1a (gene bnip1a). The record is from RefSeq and is a predicted model, not a curated record. The transcript has 6 exons. NCBI's taxonomy places the organism in Eukaryota, Metazoa, Chordata, Actinopteri, Clupeiformes, Clupeidae. Gene Ontology annotation, biological process: retrograde vesicle-mediated transport, Golgi to endoplasmic reticulum. Gene Ontology annotation, cellular component: SNARE complex; endoplasmic reticulum. Gene Ontology annotation, molecular function: SNAP receptor activity. The coding region runs from base 3 to 692 and encodes 229 amino acids.